AAAAUCUAUGACCUUCAAGUAUGGGCACCGUUUACGGGGUGUCCAUGUGGGCAUUUAUAUCUCGGUGUAAAUCCACCCAGUCAGCAGCUCUGCCUCUCACAACCUUAUUUCUACACAUGAUCACCAACAUUCCCGCCAGGAACUGGGCAAUAACAGUCCUCGCUCGAAAGAGAGUAUCACAAUAACAGAGAUAACAAGAAGCAUGGCCGAACCAGACUCUCUAGAUACCGAAACAACGGUCACAAUGCUGCUCCUGGGCGACCCAGGUUGUGGCAAGUCCACCUUCUUAUCGCGCCUGAAGAGUGGCAGAAGCAUGAGGCCUUCCCAAGCGGGUGCUACCCCGGACACCGACUUUGAGAUCUUGCGGGACAGUGAUCAACCAUUUAUUUACGAUAUAAAAUUCUCGAAGAAAAAGUUCACACUGGAGCUAUAUGACACGUCCAAUCCAAAUCAGCAUUGGACUAGUCUUCAUCCAAAUGUCGUUGUCCUGGCAUUUGACAUAUCAAACCGCCAGACAUUAGACGGGCUCAGAGGGUGGCGCAACGAUAUCAUACGUUAUUUCCAACAUGGCCAGGGUGAACGCAUUCCCGUCAUGAUGCUGGGGUUGAAACGAGACCUUAGGAAAGAAGGCGAGGGUAUAAUCUAUCCACAGGAGACCUACGGUAUUGCGCAGGAGCUCCGCUGUGAUGGAUAUGCCGAGUGCUCGGCAGUGACGGGCGAACUAUUGGCAGAGACGUUUGAGGACCUAGCGAGGCUUGCGGGAAUGACUACCACUGAUCAGGGUGGACAAAGUGCUGGUGGUUGUACUAUUCUUUGAGACGUGACUCGAAUGGAUUACGAAGGAGGGA
This is a messenger RNA of Penicillium subrubescens, 848 nucleotides long. RefSeq lists its product as uncharacterized. Gene Ontology annotation, molecular function: GTP binding; GTPase activity. The transcript is spliced from 4 exons. The coding region runs from base 203 to 817 and encodes 204 amino acids. NCBI's taxonomy places the organism in Eukaryota, Fungi, Ascomycota, Eurotiomycetes, Eurotiales, Aspergillaceae. The record is from RefSeq and is a predicted model, not a curated record.